GAAAGUGCGCGACUACGCUUAUCUUGUACGGAUUACACUGUGCGUUGUCUGCAGAUGGAAGAGCCCGCACCCCCCCAGCUGUCGGCCCAUUCGAGGAGCCAGUCACAGUCCCAUAGAAUCUUGAUUUCAAAAAAGAGCCCGUUGAACAACAAGGAUUAUACUGCAGGAAUAGCGCUUCUCCUCGUCGUGGUCCUGCUAUGGACGUUCUCGAAUUUCAUUACACAGGAUAUGUUCGAGGGUGGAUAUGAGAAGCCAUUUCUAGUAACAUAUCUCAACACGAGCUCUUUUUCUCUUUACCUCCUUCCCUUUCUGCUCAGGCGGGCGUGGGACUACUACCGCAACUCAAAGCGGCAUAUAAUGCACUCAACCCCAGGAUAUGAAGCACUCCCCGGAGAAGCAGAAGUGGAUUCUGAGGUUAUAAAUCCAAAUCUUGGUGAAAUAAUGCCGUCACACGACACGCGCCCUCUUACGACUCAAGAAACGGCAAAACUGGCUUCCUUGUUCUGCUCGCUCUGGUUCAUCGCGAAUUGGGCUGUCAAUGCAUCGUUAGAUUACACCAGCGUCGCCAGUGCAACUAUCUUAUCUAGCAUGAGCGGGUUCUUCACGUUGGGUAUCGGCCGGAUGUUCAACGUGGAGACACUUACUUUUAAGAAAGUCUGCGCCGUUCUGACGAGUUUUGCAGGAGUGCUUCUUGUUUCAGCUUCGGAUUCAUCUCAAUCGGUUGCAAGUGACGAAAUUUCACCACAUGCCAUCUUGGGGGAUACUUUGGCACUCACCUCUGCCGUGUUUUAUGCGCUUUAUGUCAUCCUACUCAAAGUAAGAAUAAAGUCCGAGUCUCGAAUUGACAUGCAACUCUUCUUUGGGUUCGUGGGUCUUUUCAACACACUUGCUUAUUGGCCUAUCGGAAUCUUGCUCCACGUUGCGGGAGUGGAAAAGCUAGAGUUACCAAGUAGUAGCAGAGCGGUUACGAUUUUACUUGUUAAUAUGGCGAUAACUUGGUCAAGCGAUUACCUAUAUGUGCUUGCGAUGUUAAGAACGACCCCGUUGGUUGUUACCAUUGGUCUCAGCCUUACGAUCCCGCUUGCGGUGAUUGGAGAUCUGUUUCUAGGCAAUUUCGUAGGCGCCAAAGUUAUGUUUGGAGCUAUUAUGGUGUUUGUUGGUUUCCUCAUAGUCGGUACGGACAGGAACAAUACUGAUGAAGAGCAUAUACUCUUGGAAGAGACUGCGGAUGAGGAAUAGAGUCAUUGUAUGUGAGCAUAACUGCGUCGGUCAGGUCCGUAGCUAUAUCGUCUAAUCAUGCUGCUUUUACAGUAUAUUUCUUUAAGUACAAACUAGAUGAGAAUGAUGUACAUUGACGGAUUAGACAUACG
Guyanagaster necrorhizus is the source of this 1370-nucleotide messenger RNA. RefSeq lists its product as uncharacterized. Gene Ontology annotation, cellular component: fungal-type vacuole membrane. Bases 55 to 1239 code for a protein of 394 amino acids. The transcript has 9 exons. The record is from RefSeq and is a predicted model, not a curated record. Lineage: Eukaryota; Fungi; Basidiomycota; Agaricomycetes; Agaricales; Physalacriaceae.